This is a messenger RNA of Neopsephotus bourkii (Bourke's parrot), 1768 nucleotides long. RefSeq names its product SPARC (osteonectin), cwcv and kazal like domains proteoglycan 2 (gene SPOCK2). Gene Ontology annotation, molecular function: calcium ion binding; protein binding. Bases 32 to 1360 code for a protein of 442 amino acids. The record is from RefSeq and is a predicted model, not a curated record. NCBI's taxonomy places the organism in Eukaryota, Metazoa, Chordata, Aves, Psittaciformes, Psittacidae. The transcript has 9 exons.
CGCCGCCCGCUGCCCCUGGCGCUGCGGCAGCAUGCGGGGCUGCGGCGGGCGCCGCGCCCUGAUGGCCUUGCUGGCCCUGCUCCUGCCCGCUGCCGCCGCCGCCGGCCCCGGGCCCGCCGCGGCGGGAGAGAGCCCCGGCAAUUUCAUGGAGGAUGAGCAAUGGCUCUCCUCCAUCUCCCAGUACGGCGGUAGGAUCAAGCACUGGAACCGCUUCCGAGACGACGAUUACAUCAAGAGCUGGGAGGACAACCAGCCUGGGGAUGAAGCCCUGGACACCACCAAGGACCCCUGCCAGAAGGUGAAGUGCAGCCGGCACAAGGUGUGCGUGGCGCAGGGCUACCAGCGUGCCAUGUGCAUCAGCCGCAAGAAGCUGGAGCACAGGAUCAAGCUGCCGAGUACCAAGGGGCACGGGGGCUGCAAGCCCUGCCACGCCGCGCCGCUCGCUGCCGUCUGCGGCUCCGACGGCCACACCUACAGCUCGGCGUGCAAGCUGGAGCAGCAGGCGUGCCUGGCCAGCAAGCAGCUGACGGUGCGGUGCGAGGGGCAGUGCCCCUGCCCGACCCCACACAGCCCUGCCCUCGACAGCAAGCAAGGUGAGUGGCAUGGGGAGCACCGGGGGAUACCCCCGAGCCCUGCCUGGCCUGACCCUGCACCCCACUGCAUGCCAUUCCCAGAGCCGUGCACCGGGCAGGACCUGGCUGACCUGGGUGACCGCCUGCGUGACUGGUUCCAGCUCCUGCGCGAGAAUGCCAAGCAGAAUGGCUCCGGCGGCCUCCCGGCCAGCCCGACCACCGCGCUGGAGAGGAGCGUAGCAGCCAGCUGCAAGGAGGCAGUGGGGUGGAUGUUUGCCCGGCUGGACACGAGCGGGGAUCUCUUCCUGGAGGCGGCUGAGCUGGCUGCCAUCAACCUGGACAAGUACGAGGUGUGCAUCCGCGCCUUCUUCAACUCCUGCGACACCUCCAAGGACGGCCGCGUCUCUGCUCCUGAGUGGUGCUUUUGCUUCUGGAGGGAAAAGCCGCCCUGUCUGAGGGAGCUGGAGAAGAUUCAGAUCCAAGAAGCAGCUAAGAAAAAGCCGGGCACCUUCAUCCCCAGCUGUGACGAGGAUGGGUACUACCAGCGGGCACAGUGUGAGCCGGGUGGCGGUGAGUGCUGGUGUGUGGACCAGCAUGGUGUCGAGCUGACGGGCACCCGCAGCCAUGGCAGCCCUGACUGUGAGGAGGCAGCGGGGUUUUCAGGUGACUUCGGAAGCAGCGUGGGCUGGGAGGACGAGGAGGAGAAGGAGCCGGAGGAGGCGGGUGAGGAAGGCGAGGAAGAGGAGGGCGAAGCAGGCGAGGGCGAUGAUGGUGGCUACAUCUGGUAGAGAAGCAGCAGAGCCUGGCAGGCGGCACAGCCGGGUGGCAGCCCCCCAGCGAGGGGUCCCUGUGAACCCCCGCCACUGGUGUGGCGCGGGGCGGGGGUACCCCCGCGGCCCUGUGUGGGAUGGGGCACCGGGGUGCUCGCCCAGGGAGAGGGGGCGAGCGGGGCGGGGAGCUGCGCUUGUGCGAAUCUGAGCUUUUUGUCUUUGGGUAAAGCCGAGCAGGCCUAGUGCGUGCCCUGCGCCCGGGCCAGCAGCGCUAAUAAACGUGGGGAGGAAAGGAACAAAACCAAACACCCCCUCCGUAGAUAACCUGACCCCCCGCCCCGCAUCCCCCUCGUGCUGUGCUUGCGUGGCCACCCCGGCCCUGGCGUUGUGUAGCGGCUGUGAAAUAAAUACCCCGUGCUGUGUCAA